UUAUGCGUUUCCGUCAGGGAGGUUACGUAACAAACAUGAAUGCAAGCUAAAUGAAGCGCAGGCAGUUCAAACAAUGCACUGGAUUAUUGUCACGGAGCUCCUCUUGAUGGGUUUCCUAAGUGAAUCUGCUGCCGAAGAAGUCGUGUUGAGGUGAGAUGUUGACUUACUCAAAGGUGACCUGUUGAAUUACUUUUACUUUGAAGGUAUUCAUAGGAAUAUCCAGCGUGCGGUAGCCAUAGCAAUUUAUAUCCGCGUUCGCCGAGUAAAGUUAUGUGAAGUACUUUCUUGCUCUAAAAUAGCAUGUGUAUCUUGGAUAAUGUUAAUUCGUGGCUUUACGUCGAGACAGAACUAUGAUCAUGAGUAAAUCUUGGAAGCGGGUAACACGAUUUUCGAAUAAUGUUUCCUAUAGGUUGAUUCUCAAUGACUCUCUUACAGUUCCAAACCAUCCCGUGACGAAUGGCUUGAAAGGCAGAUGAUGGACCAGUACCAUGUCCGUGAGAUGCCGAACGAAGAGAUCAUGCCUCAUAUGCCAUUCCUAGAUGCCAUACUUGAAAAUUACGACAAGCGGGCCUGGCCUACACAUGGCACUCCCAAGUCAACAAUUGUCGAUGUUCACAUCGACAUUCACAGCAUGGGGCCACUGGACACCUCAGAAAUGUCCUACGCUCUUGACCUUCAUUUGCACCAGGCAUGGUACGACCCUCGGCUCAAUCUCCAAAAGUUCGGCAUCAACGAAACGCUCACACUGAGAGGUGACCUCAUCAUGCCAGAUAUCUGGAAACCAGAUCUAUUUUUUGCUAAUGCCAAGAAAGCCUCGGUGCCGCAGGUCACGGUUCCUAACCAGCUGGUCAAGAUUGCACCUGACGGAAGGGUUUCGUACAGCAUGAGAAUUACUUUGUCCUUGGCAUGUCUGAUGAACUUUAGAAGAUUCCCGUUGGAUAAGCAGGCCUGCCCGAUGGUUCUUCGCCCGUACGCUCAGCGCAUUGAUCAAACGAAGCUUUCAUGGGGUAGAUACGAAGGCCUCGCACUCGAGUUUCCGAUUGAAAUGGAAGAAUACGAAUACGUUGACUACGUCAAGGGAGAGUACUUAGACUUCAGAAGUACAGGAACAUUUAGCUGCCUGAAUGCCACCUUCCUGUUCGACCGACGUAUUCACUACCAUUUGCUGCAGACGUACUUUCCCACCUGCUUAGCAGUGUUCAUCUCCUGGGUGGGGUUCUGGAUUCGCCUAGAACUUCCCCAGAUCCGCGUUGCUCUUGGCGCUAUGACCCUCUUUACUGUGACCUCCGUCGCUUCUGGUAUCCGGUCUACGGUGCCUCCCGUUGCUUAUGCCAAAGUAGUCGACGUUUGGAUCACAGGAUGCAUCAUUAUCAUCUUCGCUGAAAUUUCGGAAACUGUUCUCGCAAACUACCUCAUUCGUGUCCGUCUGAGACCAUACAUCAUGCGAAAGAUGGACUUUGGUGUCGCUAACCUAUUUCAUCAUUGGCGGUACGGCUACCCGACGGAUGACUUCUUGCUCAAAAUGGACCCGACGGAGAAGCUGGAGCUACAUCGCAACUACAAAAGAGCCGAGGCACUUGAUCGCACAUCGCGCUACAUCUUCCCCUUGAGCUUCGCUUUCUUCAAUCUUAUCUACUGGAUCCUGUACUCGCACGAAGAUUACGUAAUUGAAUUUCCAUAGGAUAACGUAUGCCUCGUUCCGCGCUGGUGAACUAUCAGUAAUCUUGUACCGCAUCGUGAACUGGAGCACUCCAUACUGCCAGUCUGCACAAAUGUGCACAAAUAAAAGUGUACAAGUACCUGGCUAUGAUUGACAUUGUAUUUCCGCUUGGUGCUUCUGAAGCGCAGAACAAAAGAGAGAGUGAAAAAGAAGACGCAACAGAUUGUUUGUGAAAAGUCAUGAUGAAUUCAGAAUGAGUCGCUGUGAUGUAUUCAGAAUAAGAAUACAAUGAGAAAUUAUAACACUAUCAAAAUCAAUUCGAAACUCGUUUUUUGGAUUUUACGUCAGUAUAGGCGCCUUUGAUAUAGUAAAAGUUAG
This is a messenger RNA of Ornithodoros turicata, 2038 nucleotides long. Its product is annotated as glycine receptor subunit alpha-2-like. The transcript has 7 exons. Gene Ontology annotation, molecular function: chloride channel activity; transmembrane signaling receptor activity; transmitter-gated monoatomic ion channel activity involved in regulation of postsynaptic membrane potential. Bases 473 to 1681 code for a protein of 402 amino acids. Gene Ontology annotation, biological process: chemical synaptic transmission; nervous system process; signal transduction. The record is from RefSeq and is a predicted model, not a curated record. Gene Ontology annotation, cellular component: plasma membrane; synapse; neuron projection. Lineage: Eukaryota; Metazoa; Arthropoda; Arachnida; Ixodida; Argasidae.